UACCCGUGCUAUGCUACUCUUCCAAAGGAGGAGGAAAAGAACAUUGCAGAUUCUUCCUCUUACCCUCUCACAAAGAUAAGACGGAUGAAGAUUUUCCAAAACAGAGGCUGAUCACCCAAGGCCUUCACUCUUUAUUUCAUUGACUGUGAAAUGCAAUGUUUUCAUUUUUUUUUUUUUGCUGCUGAAAAAUCUGUUUUAUAUUUGCUACCUUCUAACAUGCAACCUAAAACUUCUGAUUUUAAAAUGGUGAAAAUUGAGUUUUUCAUUUGCAUAGAUACUCUGGAAGUAAAAUGGUAAAUUAAAAACAACAGUUAAUGCCUGUUAGGCUCCAUUCAGUAUGGAUUUUGAGGUAGUAAGGAGGGGAUACUGGUAUCCUACAAAGAAGUAAACAAACUCCUUGUUUAGGAACUGGCCCUAAGAAAGAAAAGGAUGUUUUCAUUAAUCUUUUUAACUCAAAUGUCUAAGCAUUUUAAUAAAAACUUUCCCAUUUAAGGAAGGAGAAGAAUUUUCUUCUUCCUUGAAUUGAGCCAUAUCAAUGGGUUCUAUUGUGGUCCCAAACCCUGAAGGAGACAUAUAAUCUGGGAAAGCACACAAUGCAAUGGUCUGAAUGACCUCAUCAGCCCCUCUGCCACCUUAAUUAUCUGGUAUUUAUUGGUUUAUAACUUGGAUUUGGUCCUCAGAGGCUCAUGGGCAGGGAAAACCAGACCUGGAUGAGUGAGUUCAUUCUGCUGGGGCUGUCCAGAUGCUGGAACACUCAGGUCUCCCUCUUCGUCCUUUUCCUGGUCAUGUAUCUGGUGACUGUGCUGGGGAACUUCCUCAUCAUCCUCCUUAUCAGACUGGACAGCAGGCUACACACACCUAUGUACUUUUUCCUCAGUGUCCUGUCAUUUGUGGACAUCUGUUAUACCAACAGCACCGUCCCACAGAUGCUUGUUCACUUCCUGUCAGCCCGGAAGUCCAUCCCGUUCCACAGCUGUGUGCUCCAGCUGUUUAUCUCCCUGGCCAUGGGCAGCUCCGAGUUUUUCCUGCUGGGAGCCAUGGCCUAUGACCGCUAUGUGGCCGUGUGCCACCCGCUGCACUACACAGCCAUCAUGCAUGGGGGGCUUUGCCUGGCGCUGGCUACUGGCUGCUUGGGGGCUGGCUUCAUGAAUUCACUGAUGCAGGCAGUGAUCAUCUUCCAGCUACCUUUGUGCCAUAAUGUCAUUAAUCACUUUGCCUGUGAGAUGUUGGCUGUGCUGAGGCUGACCUGUGUGGACAUCUCCUUCAACAAGGUCAUGGUGGCCAUCUCAGGAUUUUUGGUGAUCAUGCUUCCCUGUUUCCUGGUUCUGUUCUCCUAUGCUCGUAUAGUUGCUGCUAUUCUGCAUAUCCGCUCCGCCCAAGGACGCUGCAAAGCAUUUGAGACCUGUGCUUCCCACCUCACUGUGGUUUCCAUGUGCUUUGGAACAGCCAUCUUCACAUACUUGAGACCCUCUGCUGGCUCCUCAGCAGAGCAAGAGAAGAUGGUCGCUCUGUUCUACGCUGUGGUGACCCCGAUGCUAAAUCCCUUAAUCUACAGCUUGAGGAACAAGGAGGUAAUGAGCGCCCUAAGAAGACUGUUGGGAAAAUUAAGUGAAAAAAGGUGAAGAUUCAAAGAAUUUCUCCUUCCUUCCAAAAGCCCAAAGAAUGACAUUUCAAACAAAGAGGAAAUGAUGGACAUGCCCUUUUCUCCAGAUUUGCUGAUAAGGUAGAUCAAGGUGAGCACAGUUUUGAAGACUGACUUUUCACAUUAGUCCACAUUUUGACUAUGUAUUACCACCUUCUUAUGCAUACAGUAAAAAAAAAAAAAGCUUCCAGUUACUAAGUUGGGGUCUGCUGGGUUAGCAGUCUUUCCAGAGUUCACAUUCUCCCCUCCCCUUUCUUAUUUCUCCCGCAUAUGCCCCUAGGAAAUGCAGUGUGGACAAUGAAAAGUCUCAGAAUGAGGGCAGCCAUGCUUCACAUCUUGACCCACCCCUCAUCAGCAAUGUGACUUUAACAAAUAUGUUUAAUACCUCCAGUUUCCUCAACCAUCAAAAGAAGGAAUGACAUUCAAUGUGUGAUUAUUUUGAAGAUUAUAGAUAAUCUAUGUAAAAUACUUGCUAGGGUGGUGGUAUAGAUAUUCAAGUAUUUAAAAAAAUUAAUGUUUAUUUUUGAGGGAGGGAGAGUGGGAGAGAGGCAGAGAGAGAGGGAAACA
Molecule: messenger RNA, 2209 nt
Organism: Felis catus (domestic cat)
Lineage: Eukaryota; Metazoa; Chordata; Mammalia; Carnivora; Felidae
Product: olfactory receptor-like protein OLF3
Exons: 1
Coding region: 687-1622 (311 amino acids)
Biological process (GO): G protein-coupled receptor signaling pathway
Cellular component (GO): membrane
Molecular function (GO): G protein-coupled receptor activity; olfactory receptor activity
Source: RefSeq, a predicted model, not a curated record